This is a messenger RNA of Entrophospora candida, 877 nucleotides long. Lineage: Eukaryota; Fungi; Glomeromycota; Glomeromycetes; Entrophosporales; Entrophosporaceae. The record is from the annotation of a GenBank genome assembly.
AUGUUAAUUUUUCUUCCCAACAUAGCAACAAAUUUUAUUCAACAUUCAUAUUACUCGUUUGCAUAUCGCGUUGCCUCUGAUGUUCCGAAGCCUGGUCAACCAAAACACAUCUUACAUCGAAAAAGAAUAUAUAUAUUUGUUGUAACGACGUAUUUAAUAUAUACAAUUAUUGAUGUUAUCAAUUCCAUUCCUGCAAAUUUUUAUGAUAUACAUCUAUUAAGACAUGAUUUUACUGAACCCGAACUCAGAUCUAGCUUUAGAAAACUUCAGCUACUAUUUCAUCCUGAUAAAAACCGAGACGAUAAAACGGAAGAAGUCUAUAUAAAGAUUCGAACCAUUAAUGAAAUUUUAAGUAGUCCAAUUACACGUUUUGCAUAUGAUAGAUUUGGUUCUGAUAUUUUUAAUACUUGUGAUCAUUGUCGUACAUACCGAGAAUUUGUUUUUCAAGGAUUGCGCGAGUCGAUUGAAUUUUAUAUAGGCACGGGGUUAUUACUUUUUGUUCUUAAUGUAUUGGGAAAAGGACAAUUUGGAAGGUUUUGGAGAUUUGCAGUUUUUUUUGGUAUGGCAUUCAUGGAAGCAUCAAUGAUACUUCACAAUCCUGUGAAUCCCAUAAAAACAAUUUCACUUCGUGAAUUGUUGAUGUCUCGAUGGUUAAUUUUUGAACAAAUCACAAUUUUAAGGCAACUUUUUGUCACAAUAUUUAUUGGAUUAUCACAAAUUGGACCUGUAAUGUUUCCUGAAGAAGCUGAAAUAACUCAGACUCUUCAAAAAAUUGAUGUUCUUAGUGAGCUUGCUUUGCAAGAAUCUAAAAAUCAAUUAAAUUCAGCUUUUCAACCUUUCAUAGGAGAUCAAGAUGCUCAAAAUGAGUUGAGAAGAA